Molecule: messenger RNA, 2319 nt
Organism: Hippocampus comes (tiger tail seahorse)
Lineage: Eukaryota; Metazoa; Chordata; Actinopteri; Syngnathiformes; Syngnathidae
Gene: poldip2
Product: polymerase (DNA-directed), delta interacting protein 2
Exons: 11
Coding region: 8-1165 (385 amino acids)
Biological process (GO): error-free translesion synthesis
Cellular component (GO): nucleus; mitochondrial nucleoid
Molecular function (GO): DNA binding
Source: RefSeq, a predicted model, not a curated record
CGUGUGCAUGCGUAGAAGCGUGCCACCACCAACAAAGAUGGCGGCCUGUGCGUUACGUAGAGGUCUGCUGAGUACUUUCAGUAAAUACAACAAUAAACACGCACAUAGAUUAUUAAGCGUGGCUGACAGUAGGUUCGAAUUAAAUAGAUCACAGUUGGAAUGCCGAGCCUGCGGAAUGUACGGUGUCGUUCAACAGAAGAGGUUCAUGUCGUCACGGAACAGGCCUGAGGGGAAGAUUUUGGAGACGGUGGGGGUGUUUGAGGCUCUGAAGCAGCACGGCAAAUACGAGACGGGGCAGCUCUUUCUCCACAGCGUCUUUGGCUAUCGAGGUAUCGUCUUGUUUCCGUGGCAUGCCAGACUGUACGAUCGAGACAUCACACCGCCCAUGUCUGAGAGCAAGCCGGAGCCCCCCGGUGCCCAUGGCUCAAAGGAAGUGAAGGGGAAGACUCACACUUACUACCAAGUUCUGAUUGAUACUAGAGACUGCCCUCACAUUUCUCAGAGGUCUCAGACGGAGGCAGUGACGUUUCUGGCGAACCAUGAUGACAGCAGAGCGCUUUACGCCAUCCCAGGCCUAGACUACGUGAGCCACGAAGACAUCCUGCCGUACAACUCCGCAGAGCAGAUCCCCAUUCAACAUGAGCUGUUUGAACGCUUCCUCAUGCACAACCCUGCCAAAUCUCCUCCGUUCAUUGCCAGAGACACCCUCAAAGCAUGGCAGGAAAAGAAUCACCCCUGGUUGGAGCUCUCGGACGUCCACAGGGAGACCACUGAGAACAUCCGGGUCACCGUAAUCCCUUUCUACAUGGGCAUGCGGGAAGGCCAGAAUUCUCAUGUAUACUGGUGGCGAUACUGCAUCCGUUUGGAGAACAUGGGCAAUGAGGUGGUUCAGCUGAGAGAGAGACACUGGAGGAUUUUCAGCCUGUCUGGAACCCUGGAGACUGUCCGAGGUCGCGGCGUGGUUGGCAGGGAGCCAGUGUUGUCCAAAGAGCAGCCAGCAUUUCAGUACAGCAGCCAUGUCUCUCUACAGGCCCCGAGCGGUCACAUGUGGGGAACAUUUCGCAUCGAGAGGACUGACGGCUCCCAUUUUGAUGUUCGCAUUCCUCCUUUCUCCCUGGAGAGCAACAAAGAUGAUAAAGCCCCCCCGGCAGGCUACACAUUCUAACUGCGAGUCGUCAGCCCCCGACCCAAUCAUAACUUCUGCCUUCAGUAUCAGAAAAAUGAGCGAGUUAAGGACGGAGACUUUAUAGCAUUUUCUAGAUCUUCCAAUUGCACACCCACAUAUCCCAUUUUGCUGUUUGAGUGAAUACAAAUAUGCAUGGCCAGGUUAACUUGAUUUAAAGCAGACGCUGCCUGGAUGGAUGGAUGGGGGGGGGGGGGGGUGUUGCACUGCAGUGGAGGUCAUGUUUGGCAUCAAAUUGCUGAAAUAUUGACCAGGUUGUGAGCUCUUACUGCUGCUGUUGUGUUCCCAAAGAAAGCAUCUGCAGCGGAGCAUCAUCCAAUGACUUUCACUCUGGUGUUAUUGGAAACAGUAUGUUACAAUGUGUCGAUUCCUCUUUUCAUGUUAACAUUUCUUUACGCGGCUUUUCUGUUUAGCUGUGCAGUUUUUCUUUAAUAAGAGAGAUAUCCAAACAGUUUACAGAAUAAAAGCAUUCACACUUUACACCCUCAUUUAACAGUUAGCACCAAAAAAAAAAAAAAAACCCAACAUAAUUUUGCAGGUUGGUCUUAAUCGAACAUCGCACAAAUGUGGAAGACCUCCUUAAAAAAGUCGCAAUGAAAUGAGCCCUGUGUUGUGUGAAGUAGCAACGGUCAACCGAUCCAGAGAGUACAAAGCAGGACUUUAAUUAAACGUGGACAGAUUUGAGAUGAGCCACACUUGGAUAUAGUUUCUUUUGUUUGAUUGGAGUCUAAAUACCAUCCACUGGCAGUCACUCAAGUAUAAGAAGAUGGAAUGUGUCAAAAUCUCAACAAAAUUUCUCCCUUUGACAGAAAGAAGCAGCGUCCAUGUUUUGUACCACAGAUGAAGCCAGCAGGGGGCAGUAUUACUCCUGCAAUGUGUGAGUCAAGAAAUUGGCUGUUUUUAUCCCUGCAAAAAACAAGUGAUUUCUGCUUAUUGUAGACACAGAGGAUGCCUCGCAUUCAUAGGCGAACUGUUGGACACUGAAAGAGAAUUUGAAUGUUUAGCCAAAAUUACUCUUCGUGCACAAGAACGGACUCUUAGAUAAUUGUGUUUUGAUAAGUGAUUUGAAACUCUUAUGGUUGGAAUACUGUAAAUAAUAAUGUAAUUAAAGCCAAAUAAAUAUGUUUUGGAAAAUA